Molecule: messenger RNA, 891 nt
Organism: Homalodisca vitripennis (glassy-winged sharpshooter)
Lineage: Eukaryota; Metazoa; Arthropoda; Insecta; Hemiptera; Cicadellidae
Product: (3R)-3-hydroxyacyl-CoA dehydrogenase-like
Exons: 6
Coding region: 87-827 (246 amino acids)
Molecular function (GO): oxidoreductase activity, acting on the CH-OH group of donors, NAD or NADP as acceptor
Source: RefSeq, a predicted model, not a curated record
AAAUGUCUUGAGUGUUGAGUUGCCAUAUGACUGAUUCAAGGUCACAGAGAACAUUGCAUUCUGUCUGUAUCAGCUGACAAGGCAACAUGGCUCCUUUGGUACAAGGGAGUUUAGCAUUGGUUACUGGAGCCAGCAGUGGUAUAGGCAGAGAGACAUGUAAGGUGUUGGCCAGGGAAGGAGCUACUGUGGUGGUCACCUGUAUAGAUGAGGCUGGAGCCAAAGAAACCCUGAAAUUACUUCAAGGGUCAAAUCACAUGGUGAUGAAGUACGAUGUGAGUGACUUCAAUACCGCAGCAGAGGUGGUGAAAGCCAUCGUCCAGAAGUACAACAGACCACCCAACAUACUGGUGAACUGUGCUGGUAUCGUGAAGUUCACUCCAGUUCUAGAGGAAACACCUGAAUCAUUCCAGAGGAUCAUUGAUGUUAACCUCAAGGGUGCAUUCUUCACAAGCCAAGCUGUCUGUAGGGAACUCAUUGCUGCUAAACUGCCCGGGUCUAUAAUCAACAUAGCAAGCAUGACGGGGCACAGGGGCUUUAUAGGCAUGAGCCCUUACGCUUCCAGCAAAACUGGGAUAGAAGCAGUCACCAGAUGCAUGUCCAAGGACAUGAGCCCAUACAAUAUCCGGGUGAAUGAUGUCCAGCCUGGGAUGAUAGACACUGCCAUGGCUGCUGCUACAACCACUGAGAUGGUAGAGGGUUGGGUCAAUCAGUGUGCCACCCGACGCAAAGGGCAGCCCGAAGAAGUGGCAGAAGUGAUUGUAUUCCUGGCGUCCGAGCGAUCCUCCUACGUAAACGGAGCCCAUGUGCCGGUUGCUGCAGGGUUUUAACUGCUUUAUAUCUCCAACAAUAUCUAUAGUUAAAAAAAAUAAAACAACAUUUUUCUGUGGUAAA